ACAACUGCCUAUAAUUGUUUAAAACUAAACCAUGUAAUUAACUUAUAUAAUGACUCAUUAAUCUAUAUAUUAACUUCGCUGUUAGUUUCUAAUCAACGAUGGGAAUGGAAGGGAGAAACAAUAUUACAGGAGGAGUUGUUAUGGGUGAGGUAUAUUAUCCUCCUCCACACCCAUAUGCUGUGGCUCAAGGUUUUCCUAUGAAUAAUAAUAAUCCUUCUGCUCCCCUUGAACCGCCGCCGCCUCCACCACCAUCUCAAGGUUUUGAUAUGAAUAACAAUGGAUAUGUCCCACCUCCACCACCACCACCUCAAGGUUUUGCUACCAGUAAUAAUAAUACUUCAUGUGCUCCACCUCCACCAGCUGUCUCUGUAGCCAACACCAAUGUAUAUGUUAACACAGAAGAACGUGUCAAAGGUUAUGCUGUUGCUGUUGCUGUUGCUGAACCAGGUCUUCCAUGUUGUGGCAUUGGUGUUGGUUGGACCUUGUUUAUACUAGGGUGGUUUCUUUGUGGCAUCCCUUGGUAUGUUGGGGCAAUUAUUAUAUUUUGUUCAAAGGUGGAUCGCCGCGAGAGAGCAGGAUAUAUUGCGUGCGUCAGUUUUGCCCUCAUAAUUACGGUUGUAGCUAUCGCCAUGAGAUCGACAAAGAAAUGAUCAUCUGUUACCUUCUAUAUGUAUUUGUGGAUGCAAAUAAUAUUUACCUAAUGCAUAAAUUUGACCUUCAACUUCGAUGAUUAUCCUUGUAGCUCUUUGAAUUUAUGAAUUUUUGUAUUUUCAAAUUUUAUUUUGGCGAAUGACAUAAUUUAAAGAGUUACAAAGAAGAUUGAUUAAAGUUUAUGGUCAAUUUUAUGCAUUAGACUAAUGAUUAAUAAAA
Jatropha curcas is the source of this 870-nucleotide messenger RNA. RefSeq lists its product as uncharacterized. Lineage: Eukaryota; Viridiplantae; Streptophyta; Magnoliopsida; Malpighiales; Euphorbiaceae. The record is from RefSeq and is a predicted model, not a curated record.